AGUCGCCUUUUCAAUCAACCCCCCAAAAAGUCCGUUCAUCUCCAACGUCUUCCUAACGUUUCCGUUUUCUCUAUUCUUGUUCGUGUUUCAGCUGCUCGUUGCUCUCGGCUAUAUAUAUAUUUAUUCUCUUACUUUGUUUGGUAGCAAGUUAAGAGAACAAUCUCCAUCGACCACGCAUCUUUUCAGGCUGCGUUGUGGCUUCUAUGAGAGGGGGCUUUAAUCCGGGCUCCCUUUUUUUUGAAUGCCGGUGAGAAAAGGGAUAGUUCUCCUCUCGUAAGGUGCAAACGGUGUAGCAACAGAGUUCGUUGCUGAAGUUUAACGUCGGCGAACCCAAGUCACACACGAAGACUCGGCAGCGUCUGCGUGCAUCUCUUCCUUUUAUCUAUACAUGUUAUUCCAAUAGCCUCAUUCUUUUCUGUUUUACCGCGAACGCACGCCCACAUUCUCAAAGUCUUAUCAGCAAGGGAUACUUCUUUUCAGACUAUUUUUCCGCAGGCGCAGUCACCGUUAUCGCUUCGAUAGGCAUUCCUCACGGCGAGUCGGCUAGCGAGUUGGGGGUCCGUUGGUUGCAUCUCGCGUACUUCGGCACGACUUUCGGCGCGCCUUCCAUGUUGCGUCGACGCCUUCUGCACUUCCCCGCCGCGCCGCCCGCCCAUCAGCUGCUCACGCCUGCCCUCUACUACUCGCCCUUUGCCGCGCAUCGUUGCGCAAACACCGGGCGGCCUUUCCGCGUCGUUCCUGCCGCAUUUGAGGCGUGGGCACCCACCGUUGGCACCCACGCCCACACGCGUCGAUUUUAUCGCACCUCAGCCCCAUUCGGUACGUCAAAGGCCCUGCGCUCCUCCCACUCUCCCCCGUUCGACGGGCGCACGAAUUCUGUUGGAGGUGAGCCUCCUUCGACGCGUCAGGCGCCUCGUACAGGGCGUACCAUGUCGCACGAUGGUGUGGAAGUCCCAUGCAGCGCGCAGCUGACGAUCGGCGAUGUCGUCGUCCCAGUGCCCGACUACGCCGUCCACCCGGAGCGCGUGACCUGGGCGGCUCCCGGCGUCGAUCACACCGCACCGUACCUGCGCCACGCGGAAACACAUGCUGCGGGCAUCGUCGAAAACGCCGCGCGCGGCGGACGUGCUGCCCUCCCCCCCUUGCAAGGCGGUGAGCCGGGGGAGGAGAACCCGUUCUUCUCCGUCCUGGACCCCCUCACCCGCAGCCAUCUCCGCUGGAUCGCACAGAAGGAGCAGCUGGGGCAGGAUAUGUGCCUUAUCGGGGACCCCGGGCCGGCGAUGCGGUGGCUUGUCAUGCUCUACAGCCAUCUCACACGGCGUGAGAUUCGAGUGGUUUACCUGAACAGCGACAUCACGGAGAGCGACCUCAAGCAACGCCGCGAGAUUCGCAACGGGCGUCUCAUCUACGACGAUCAGAGUGCCGUGUCGGCGGCCGUGGAGGGCCAGCUGCUCGUGCUGGAAGGCCUCGAGAGGGUAGAGCGCAACGUGCUGCCGGUGGUGAACAACUUGCUGGAGAACCGUGAGAUGCACCUGGACAACGGCUCCGUGCUUAUCCACCCCGCCCGCUACGACUCUCUUCUGCAGAAGCUGUACGAGUCAAAGCAGCAGCAGCGGCGGCGGCACGGUGGCGGUGCCGACGGGGGCGAACUUGCGGUGGCGCAGCGCGCGGAGCUCAUCGGGGAGGCGAAGCACGAGCUUGCCCAGAUGGGGCUCGUCCGCGUCUCGGAGAAGUUCCGAGUGAUUGGCAUCACCGUGCCCGUGCCGCCCUUUGAGGGCAACCCGCUCGAUCCCCCGCUCCGCUCGCGCUUUCAAUGCCUGUACGUGCGCACCCCCCUACCGGUCGUCGCACCGUCGUCGUCGGUGGUCGACGCAUUGGGGUCACCGCCGGGGACGCACGCGCGUCGGAAGCGCACGAAGCAGGUCGAAGAGCUGCAAGAACGUCAGUCCGCGCGCUUUGCGCAGGUGGCCCAGCUGCGCGCGGCGAUCGCCGCCAUCAACGACGUGACGCGCGACUUCCAGCUGAGUAAACCGGGCAAAAAGAAGGCGGCGGCGCAGACCACCGCACCGCCGGGCAGCAGCUGGAGCUCAAGUGGGCAGAGCCGAAGUGGGCGGUAUCGCAGCAUGUAUGACAGCAACGAUGUCGUCGCGGAGAUGUUCCGCGAUGAGGAGGUCAUCAACCGCGGCGGCGCGGAGGGGGACGAGGGGGCGGGGACGCAGAGUGAGAGCGCAGCUUCUUCCUCUAGCAGCAACAACAGCAAUGGCAACAGCCCUCUGCAGACAGUCGGCCACUGGGCCCUCGCGACCAUCGCCCAGCAGCUCGCCCUCUUCCCUGACCUCCCUGUCGGCGAGGCCGUCGUGCGUGGGUUUCCCUGGCCUUACUACGCACGUCAGCUGACCAGCAGCGGGGCAGGCGGGGCGGCAACGGGGUACGCCAGCGUGGAGGAGUACCACCGCCGACUGGGCCAAUACGCGGAGGUGCUCCAGCGCUGUCACGUGUACCCACCGCUACUGUUAGCAGCGGAUCUCUCGAGCAACGACGGCCGGGGCAGCCGCAGCCCCAGUCCUGUGUCCUCCGCGGCGACGGCGCCGGCAGCGAAGUCAUCGCGUGUCAGCGCCCGUCUGCGCACGGUGGUGCAGGGGCAGGGCGUGGAGGCGGGAGGUGGUGAGGCACCAGGCGCCGCCGCCGCGCGUGCGUACAUCCGCUCUGCGCGGCUGGUCUCCACCUUUCUUUCUUCUUCCUCCUCGUCGUCGCCUCCUGCAAAACAGGCGCGUACCUCGUCAGCCGUGCCGCCAACUGUUCAGCAGGCCUGCAACUAUCUUCUGAAGCUUCGCAAUAUCAGCUCGACGGCGGUGUUUUCCGGGGUGCCGGUCGUGGUGGCAGAGGCAGUCAUCGCCACGGCAGCCCACGACACGGCGCACCCUGGUGAGGCAGGGACCUACGUGCUGCCUGUGUUUCUCGGUGCGGCUGCCCUGCCGGCGGACGAGGCCGCGCAGGCUGCGUGGGAGCGCCCGGUGGAGGGCUACCUGACCACCACCGCUGCCCCUGCUACGGUCUUCACGACGGAGCACUUCCACGUGUUGCAGAUGAUGCUGCACAUACACGCGAGUCGACAGCACAUGUGCCUGCUCGGCCCCACGGGCUGCGGCAAGACGGCGAUGGUGCGUGCCUUUGGCCGACUGCUGGGCUACGAGACAAUGCGCACGAUGCACCUGUAUGCGGACAUGACGAACAAGGAUCUCUUCCAACAGCGCACGACGGACCCGUUGACUGGCAACACCACCUGGCAGGACUCCCCGCUGCUGCACGCGGCGAUCUACGGAAAAUUGGUGGUGCUCGAUGGAAUGGACAAGCUGCCGAGUGGGAUGCUAUCCUCUCUGCAGCAGCUCCUCGUGGACCAGAGCGCCGUUCUUGCCGACGGCACCAUCUUGAAGCCACCGACCGAGUACACCCUUUUAAAGGAGCAGCUGCAGCAACGGGACGCGCAGACGGGCGAGGUCAUCUGGCGGCCAACGGAUGCAGAUAUGCGGGAGCGCAAGAUUUUUCCUGUCCACCCCGCUUUUCGGGUAGUGGCGACGGCGCGUCCUCCGCAGCCGGUGAGCGGCGGCGGCGGUAGCGGCGGGGCGAAAGGCGGCAAGGACUUCUUCGUCACGCACGAUCUCACCACGCUGUUCCGCACGGUGGGGAUGCCAGACGCGGGCGAGGACGCCCUCGGACCCGUUCUGCGACAGGUGGCCGCAGCCGAGAUUCAAGUCCUGCAGGCGGAGACGUGGCGGGCUGCGGAGGAGUCCCCUGCGGCGAUGUGGCAGCGCAGUGAGACGGUGGUGGCGCAGCUGCUAGAACUGCGCGGCGAGCUCGAGGCACUGCACGCAGCGGACGGCAAGAUGCCGCAGCUCAGUCUUCGGCAGCUACGCCAGCUCGUGCGGUCUGCCGUGCGGUACCCGACACGGGUGGAGGAGAGUGUGCGGAACACGCUGCUCCUGCCGCUGAUGACGGGUGUGGCGGCAACCAAAGUUCGCCACGCGCUGGAGAGCUGCGGACUAGCAGGGGCCGACACCGCCACAGGCGGCAAACGUGGGGAGGCAACGGCGCCACGCGCCGACGGCGAUGACGAGGUGCUCUCGCAGGAGCCGACCGACGUUUCGACGACGACCGGCACAUCGCGUGUGCCAGCGACGGUGCACGCGGGUCGGGUGUGGUGGGUAAACGGCGCGCGGGUGCUGCGGCUCUCCCGCGUCUACACGCAGCAAGAGCGGGCCCUCGUCCCCUUUGUCACCGGCUUCCACGCCAACCGCGUGCACGAGUCGAUCCUCGCCUGGCUCGCGAAGCAGUACGCGAUGCGGAGCAGCAUCCUUCUCAUCGGCAACCAAGGCGUGGGCAAGAACAAGGUGGUCGACGCAUUUCUUUCGCGCCUGGGGAUUCCUCGGCACUACAUCCAACUCCACCGCGACACCACCGUCGGCAGCUUGACGAUCAACCCCACGGUCGAGGCCGGUCGCGUUGUGUGGGAGGACUCGCCGCUCGUGAAGGCGGUGCAGCAGGGGCAUUGCCUUGUGGUGGACGAGAUCGAUAAGGCGCCGGUGGAGGUGGUGCAGGUGCUGAAGGGCCUUAUUGAGGAUCGUGAGAUGCGUCUUGGGGACGGACGGCUGAUCUACGAUCCCGCCGUGGAGCACCAUCCACAGCAGAACUCACAGGAGCCACAGCACACGAACGAGGCGACGACGCAGCGAAUAGCUAUCCACGCUGACUUCCGCAUUAUCGUUCUGGCGAACCCGCCGGGCUUCCCGUUUCACGGCAACGACUUCUUUCGCGAGUGCGGCGACCUCUUCGCCGCCUACGUCAUGGACAACCCCGAUGCCGAGUCGCAGCUGCGCGUGUUGACCGCCUACGCCCCGACGCUGCCGCGCGCACUGCUGGAGCGCUUGGUGACCGUCUUCAUUGCGCUGCAGCACGCCUUCACGCAGGGGAACCUGACCUACCCCUUCUCGCUGCGUGAGUUAAUAGCCGUGGUGAAGCACAUGUCUCGCUACCCGCAGGACGGCGUCUACGGUGCGCUGAACAACGUGUUUAACUUCGACGCCCGCGACGAGAACACGCUGCGGCUGGUGCGGCAGGUGCUGGCCUAUUACUUACAGCCGAUGGUGGAGCAGGGCGGGCUGCAGCGGCUACGUCCUUUUCGCGCCGGCCAGCCCGUGCCGUUGAUGCCUUUCCACUCGUUGGUGCAGCUUCCUCUUCUCACCCCGGCAUCUGGCAGCAGCACCUCUGCCGACCGUGCAGCUUCCCAAAGCGGCCACUUUCAGGGCCUUGCGACGCUGCCAGCGGAGGUGACGGCAGACGCGGGUGACGUACUGGCGAGCAUUGUCGCAAUCGAAAAAGCACGCGGCUACCCAGUCCCGCCAUCGUGGAGCGCGACGUACCCAACGGAGGCAUUUUCUCCCGCUUCUUCCGCUGCGCAGCCGCCGCUCUCGGAGGCCUUCACCGAGUGGGUCAGCCAGUGCACGCUACCGUUUGUGGAUCCGCAGACGGACAUGGUGCUUGCUAUGGCGUCCAUCAACGCCUUGGGCGGCGCUGACGCGGCUGGAUCGGAGUCGACGCUGCCAUUGAUGUCGGUGUUGCUGCUGCGCACCUCGUCCAAUGCGAAUACCAACGCGUCGGAAUCCGCUUCGACCUCGCUCUCUCCCUCGGCUGCACCUGCGAAGUCCUCCGCUGCACGCUGUCAGCUGAUGGUGGCGACGGUGCGGCUGCCGCCGUCGUUGCUGGACACCCGCCACCUCGUCGCGGAUGCCGCGGAGGAACUCGCCACCCUCUGGCCGGUCGGACACGCGCGCUUUGUCGACGUCUCUACCUACUACGCCGCAGACCUUGCCAGUGACGCCGCCUUGCGCUUCACCUUCGCGAGCCUGCGGAUGAGCGCACAGCGCCUUCCCUGGACAGUAACGGCGACGACGGUCAGCCCUCCGCACCCCGACAGGUCAGAGGGGGCCCUUAGCGAGGUUGAAGACGAGGGCGUCGCCUGGCCACCUUCGCUUACCGCCUGCUCCGCUUCGCCCGUCGAGUGUCCGCCGCAGCAGAAGCGUCGUUCACUCUUUCAGCAGUCGGACAGCGCGCGUUCCAUGAGCGAGCGGGCCCCCCAGGCUAUCCUUCUGCUAUCUUCGAAAGACACUGGUUUUACGGUGCUGCUGGAUGUUCUUGCAGGAGCUGCAUCGGACCUUUUUCUGUCUCGUAUGGGCCUCGACAGCCGGCGGGCGGCUUCCCGCAGCGUCCCAGACACCGCGUCCAACGCACAGCAGAACGAGGAGACUUACCCGAGCGCGGGACCCCGGCUCGGGCCGGUGUUACCCCUCCACCUCGAUCAACUUCUUCGCUUAGAGGCGGAGCGCGAGGGCGGAGGGAGAGCAGCCGUUGCCGCUGCUGCUUCUGCUGUUUCUUCUCCUACGCGCGUGCUGGACGUGCGGGCCUCGCAGGGGAUCAUCGCCUUCGCACCCGCCUCACCCUCUCCGUUGUGCUGCUUCCUUCUUGGCGGACACGUCGUCAAGGUCACGCUCCCGCAGCCUGUGGUGUCGCUGCGCUUUGUUGGCGAGCAAAUUGCGGUCGUCGAGAUGAACGACGCAGCCGCCGCGAACAGUGUGGGAGGCAAGAAGGGCAUUCUCAAAGUUGCGCUCACGGCGGAAGGCACGGCGCAGGCGUCGUUCUUGAACCUGCCGAGGGGUGCGCAGCAGCUGGAGCUGGUCGAGCUGGGCGAGACAGCAGCGACGAUGAACACAACGGUGGCGAACACGCCUGCCUCUCUCCUCACGCCGAAUGACCUCGCCGAUUCCGUCUGGCGCGUCGUGGCUAAUGGUUCGGCUGUGCAGCCGUCCGCGCCGCCGUCAGCCAAAGACGGCAGUGGCUCGGCCGCCGCCGCCGCAUCCGCGACAGACGACCCGACGGCGCGCAACGUUGUUUACGCCCGCGCGGAAGGCGUGACGGAGGACGGGCUUCAACUGCGCUACUACAAGCAUACGAGUGCUUCUACGUCCACGCAGCUCCCGUCUCCCGACGCCGACGUGGUCGUCGAUGACGCGCGGCAUCAACUUUUGCAGGUGCAGCCCGACAGGCGAACCGUGACGGCAGUCGACACCCUGCACGGCACCGUGCGGUCCUUCGCUCCUCUGUCCACGGUGUCAUCUUCCCCUGGCGCGUCAGCAGGUCCACCGCGGCCGUUAAGCGUGGACAACAGCAGUGGGACCGCCUACACAUGGGACGGCGCGGCGCGGCAGCUGGCGAUCGCGGACGUCGACGCAGAGCGGGUGCGACAGCGCUACUCCGAGUGGUCCUCGCUCCUCUCUGGCAACGCCGCCAACGUCGGUGACGCCGCCACCGUGGAUGAGGAUGAAGAGGACGUGAAGGACUUUAAAAUGAAGUACAGCACUCCGCGCAAGCAGCCCUCCGGCACACUGAAGCACGGCGAGGUAGAUGACAAGGAGCACCACGGCGGCAACACAUGGGCCGGUGGCACCGGCGGCACGGACACGGCUGGCCUCGGCGGUAUGGUGGGUCCGUACCGGCUGGACAAGGGCAACGUGGUCCAUCAGGUCUCGCCGGAGGAGAAGCGGAAGGUGCCGAAGCACCUCUUGGAGGAGGCCCGACGCAUGGGCCGUGAAGCUUUGAAAGAGCGUCUGCAGUCGAUUGGCAUGACGGAGGCCGAGUAUGAGGAGUACAAGAGGCUGCAGGAGCGGGUGCGACCUGCCGUGGCGCAGCUACGCACGUUGCUGAUGGGCUUGAAGGCUGCCGAGGGCGAGCGGGUGUGGGUAACCGGGCAGACCGACGGUGUGUGGGACGAUAAGAAGCUCGUGGAGGGCAUCGUGGGCGACAAGAACGUGUACAAGCGCCGCGUCGACUCGAAGGACACGAACCCCUUUCAGCAGAGAUACAAGAAACGCCUCGUUUUCGUGCUGGACGUGAGCGCGAGCAUGUACCGCUUUAACGGCAUGGAUCAGCGCCUGACCAAGCUGCUAGAGACCACCGUCAUGAUUAUGGAGGCUUUCGCCGGCUUCGAGGCGAAGCUGGACUACGCCAUGAUCGGACACAACGGGGACAGCGACAGCAUCCCGCUCGUCAACUUUGGCGCGCCGCCGGCGAACCAGAAGGAGCGGAUGCUCAUCUGCCAGCAGAUGGUCGCCUACGCGCAGUACUGCUGGUCCGGCGACAACACCGUCGAGGCGAUGCGGUGCAGCGUCGAGCUCGUCACGAAGGAGAAGGGAGACUCGUACUUUGUGUUUGUCGUGAGCGACGCAAACCUGCAGCGCUACGGCAUUACGCCGCGGGAGCUGACGGAGAUCAUCCAGAGCAAGCCGGAGGUGAAGAUGUUCUGCAUUUUCAUCGCCACGCUCGGUGCACAGGCCUCGCACCUGCAGCAGCAGCUGCCGGCGGGACACGGGUUUGAGUGCUUGCGCACGGACGCGCUGCCGCAGGUGAUGCGGCAAAUUUUCACUUCCGCGAACGUGUUUUAG
Leptomonas pyrrhocoris is the source of this 8492-nucleotide messenger RNA. RefSeq lists its product as hypothetical. The transcript has a single exon. The record is from RefSeq and is a predicted model, not a curated record. Lineage: Eukaryota; Euglenozoa; Kinetoplastea; Trypanosomatida; Trypanosomatidae. Gene Ontology annotation, molecular function: ATP binding; ATP hydrolysis activity. Gene Ontology annotation, cellular component: cytoplasm. Bases 930 to 8492 code for a protein of 2520 amino acids.